Molecule: messenger RNA, 1065 nt
Organism: Pelagomonas calceolata
Lineage: Eukaryota; Pelagophyceae; Pelagomonadales; Pelagomonadaceae
Source: the annotation of a GenBank genome assembly
AAAGACCACACGCGUGCCGCGGCCGCGUCAUUUUGUAUCGCGAUGAUCCCGCUACGCCCAGAGCUAUUCGAGUUUGCGGAGCCCCAAUCGGUGUGCCGAUUGAGCUGCACCUGCAAGACCCUGCGCAGCGACGUGCGGGACGCCAAGCCGUGGGGGCUGCUCGCGCGAGCACAGCUGCAGCCGCCGAAACCGCGCGACGAGGCUGACGCGCUCGCGCGCGUCCGGUCGCACGCCCGCCGGCGCUUGCUCGCGAAGGCUGAGCCGUCGACGCGACGCGUCCUCGAGGGCGUGACGCUGCUGGAAGCUCUAUCGCGGCCGGCGCCGGCGCCCGUCGCGUAUACUCCAAAUGAACUAUCUGAUUUCACGUUCUUCCUGCGCUUCACGGACGGCGAGCGUUUGAUUUUCGAGGGUGACUUCGGUGUGAGCCACGUGAGCCACCAAUCUGAUGAAGAGGGACUAGUGUUGCAUCUUUCUCCGCGCCACGCGAACUUGAAAUGGAUGGGCAGGGCUGAUGAGCUGCAGCAAGAGCAUGUCAAAAUUGCCCUGGUCGCGGUUCGAGACCACGACCAGGCGAUGGUCUCACUCAGCCACUUGAACAUAUGCUAUGCUGCCCACGGUCGAGAAAGAAUAUACGGUUUCAGUGUUUUCGGUGUAAUAAGGGGGUUGGCUGCAUCCGCACGGUCUAACUUGCAAUUGGAUGCGCUUCUCUCUGUCACACAAGACGGAUAUGUGAAUGGACUCGAGCUCAGACCAGAGCAUCAUGUUGACACGCACGGAGCGAUGGAGGCCGACGACAUCGGCCCCUGCGAUGAGUCUCUAUUUCAAUACUUGCUCACCUAUCUCGCCGGGAUUCACAACCCCACCGCGCGCGCAUUUGUCUUGGCGAGAAUCGAGAGCUUGCUCGUGGAGGCCGAGCGGGAAAUGGGCUGGGGCGAUUUGCAGAGGCUGGCGGCGGACCUUGCGGAGAUGGAGGAGAAAAUUGGCGAGGGGUACUCGGGCUACGUUUCCCAGGCGAAAGCCCUGCGCGUGGAGCUGGGUAUGGACGUCACCAGUGACGAGGAGUAA